GGCUGGGAGCCGAGCCGCGGACUCGGCUGCCUGCCUCUCGGCUUGCGGCCCCUGAGCGGCGGCGGGUGCCGGCCUCGGAGCCCCGGACCGUGUCCCAGACACCAUGCAGAACUACAAGUACGACAAGGCGAUCCCGCCCGAGAGCAAGAACGGGGGCAGCCCGGCCCUGAACAACAACCCCAGGAAGGGCGGCCGCAAGCGGGUGCUGCUCAUCUGCCUCGACCUCUUCUGCCUCUUCAUGGCGGGUCUGCCCUUCCUCAUCAUCGAGACCAGCACCAUCAAGCCGUACCGGCGAGGCUUCUACUGCAGCGACGAGAGCAUCCGCUACCCCCUGAAGACGGGGGAGACCAUCAACGACGCAGUCCUGUGCGCCGUGGGCAUCGUCAUCGCCAUCCUUGCGAUCAUCACCGGGGAGUUCUACCGCAUCUACUACCUGAAGGAGAAGUCUCCGUCCGUGAUCCAGAACCCGUACGUGGCCGCCCUCUACAAGCAGGUGGGCUGCUUCGUCUUCGGCUGCGCCAUCAGCCAGUCCUUCACGGACAUCGCCAAGGUGUCCGUGGGCCGCCUGCGCCCCCACUUCCUGGACGUCUGCAACCCCGACUUCAGCAAGGUCAACUGCUCCGUGGGCUACGUGCAGAUCUAUGAGUGCCGCGGGGACGACAGCAGGGUCCAGGAAGCCAGGAAGUCCUUCUUCUCCGGCCAUGCUUCCUUCUCCAUGUACACCAUGCUCUACUUGGCGCUGUACCUGCAGGCCCGCUUCACCUGGAGAGGGGCCCGCCUGCUCCGGCCCCUGCUGCAGUUCACGCUCAUCAUGAUGGCCUUCUACACCGGCCUGUCUCGGGUGUCCGACCACAAGCAUCACCCCACAGACGUGCUGGCGGGCUUCGCGCAGGGCUCCUUGGUGGCCUUCUGCAUAGUCUUCUUCGUCUCCGAUCUCUUCAAGAGCAAGACGGCCAUCUCGCUGCCCCCCCCUCCCAUCCGCAAGGACAUCCUCUCCCCCGUGGACAUCAUAGACAGGAACAAUCACCACAAUAUGGUGUAGGCCGCUGGCUGCCCAAGAGGUUCGCAAACUGACUGCCGACAGCACCCACUGCUGCUGCUGCUCCCAAAUCUCAUCAGACAGUAGAAUGUAGGGGAAAACUGCUUUUUGCCCGAUCUUUUUUUAAAAAACCUUAUUCCGUGGCCUUGUGAAAUUGUUUGUGGUUCAGCCAGAUGGAGACAUCGGUGAAAACGGACACACUUUUCCAGUGCCGACGGACUCGUCCCACGUGUUCAUGUUGUAGUGAACGCCGGCCUGUUCACGGGGAGCACGCGGCUGCGUCCGGGGGGCCCCGUCCGCGCUCCUCCCACAAGCCACUUCCGAUUGUAGCCCCCCGGAGGCAACGACAGCACUGAACUGAGGCCUGCGGGCGGCGGCUUCCCGGCCUGGGCACCCGGUUCCCGACUGACUCUGGCGGUGUCCCAAGCCCCCUGUCAGAAUGUCCAAGCGCGGCUGCUCCGGCCGCCCGGGAGGGGCUCGUCCCCCACUCACCACUUUACCCUCCUCGUCCCGCCGGUGACCGGAGCUCGCUCGCUUUUAGCCACUAGCAUGCUUUGUGGUCUUUGACCGACAGCACAAGGGUGACCCUACCACGGGGGGGCCUCCUCCCGGUGUCACCCCUUCCCUUUGAACGCCUCGUAGCGGUCAGGCAGUGACCCCGAGGCCGAUCUGCACUUGCAUUUGGCUAAGUCAGGUGCGUUUUAGAUGAAGUGAGGCGUUUGUUCCCCAUCCUUCUUCCUCCCCUCCCAAAAAAAAAAAAAAGAAUUAAAAUAAAUGCAUUUUAUCAUUUCCCCAUGAGCCACAUAAUCUUAGACAAGUCCAGGGUUAGGGCUGGAUUCUGCCCUGAAGGAGGUCAGCCUUCUCUUAAAAAAGUACAACGGGACGGGGGCGGGUGGGGAGGGGGCCGGGACAGAGAGAGCGCCUGGCCGAGGGCAACAGGUUGUCCCGCAUCCUCCAAGGGUGUCCCUUUCGGGCCCUCGUAGGCAAUCUUCUUGCGAUGUGUAAAGCACUGUGGAUUUGGGAUGGAGUCCCGGGAGCCGAGGGUCCGGCGGCGGCGGCACGCUCUGCAGGGCAGAGCCCCCGCCCGCCAGAGCCCCUCUUUCAUUUCCUCAUCCUCUACUCGGAAAGCCCGACGAGUUAGGUCUUCUUAGAGGCAGUAGGUAGCGAUCCAAUGACUUGGCUUUCCCAGGGAAGGAAAAAGGGGAUUGAAGAAUCCUCCCCGAGCCCCGCUCUCUGGCUCUUGGGUGAAGACCUUGUAAAGGGCUUAACCUAAAGGGCCGUGGAAAACCAAACAGAUUGGCCAUCGGCACAUUCAAGAAUCCGUCCUGCCAUUUCAACUAUAGCAAGCUAUGAUUUUUAUAUAUAAAUAUUAUAUAAAUAAUGUAUAAAACAUUAAAAAUUAACUAUGUAAAAUAUUAUUUCUGAAACAGUUUUAGAUAUAUCCACUAUGAUUAUAAACAGUGUCUUGACCUGUGUUAUUUACAUCAUGCUGCUUGAAAAAGCAUCGAGUUACUUUUUUUUUUUUUUUCAUCUAGUCAACUAAAACAUUCGUAGCUCUGUAGGAGUUGUCAGAAAAUGAAGAAAAGAUAGCGACAGCUAGAGAUGGUUGUAUAAAAAAAGAGCGAAAUUGUCUGUAUUUUUAUAAUGUCGAUGUUUGUAAAGAAAAAAAUUAUUCAGAGACUUUUGUAGAAUACGAGAACACAAAAGUUUGUAUUCGCAGAACAAUGGCUGUAUAAAUGUGCUUUUGGAAAUAAAAGCUCAUAACAUGACUAAUUA
This is a messenger RNA of Antechinus flavipes (yellow-footed antechinus), 2815 nucleotides long. It is a transcript of the gene PLPP3, whose product is annotated as phospholipid phosphatase 3. Bases 104 to 1042 code for a protein of 312 amino acids. The transcript is spliced from 6 exons. The record is from RefSeq and is a predicted model, not a curated record. NCBI's taxonomy places the organism in Eukaryota, Metazoa, Chordata, Mammalia, Dasyuromorphia, Dasyuridae. Gene Ontology annotation, molecular function: phosphatidate phosphatase activity. Gene Ontology annotation, biological process: phospholipid metabolic process; phospholipid dephosphorylation; canonical Wnt signaling pathway.